Messenger RNA from Cyprinodon tularosa, 2677 nucleotides. It is a transcript of the gene nol9, whose product is annotated as nucleolar protein 9. The transcript has 13 exons. NCBI's taxonomy places the organism in Eukaryota, Metazoa, Chordata, Actinopteri, Cyprinodontiformes, Cyprinodontidae. Gene Ontology annotation, biological process: cleavage in ITS2 between 5.8S rRNA and LSU-rRNA of tricistronic rRNA transcript (SSU-rRNA, 5.8S rRNA, LSU-rRNA). Bases 239 to 2338 code for a protein of 699 amino acids. Gene Ontology annotation, cellular component: nucleus. The record is from RefSeq and is a predicted model, not a curated record. Gene Ontology annotation, molecular function: polynucleotide 5'-hydroxyl-kinase activity.
GCCUUUUAUCCAGCAUGAUAGGUCUGCUAGUUUGCGAUUCACACACGCAAGUUAGCCUGUCGGCUAACUAGCAUAACUAAUUCAUUACUUUUACUCACAUUUAUGUAUUUCAAACGCUGUGUAGUUGGUAGACGUAAAAAGCGUGCUCGCCAUAGCUUUAUAUAGUGUUCACCGAAGCGGGUGGUUCCACUUAUUGGUUUGACUUUGCACCGGAUUACUGCAUGUUGUUUGUACGAUCAUGAAGGUGAACAAAACCGCACAGGUAAAAGGUAAAUCUCAGAAAUGGAAAGACGUACGGAGUAAACGCUGCAGACCUUCCACCAAGCCUUCGGAUCUGAACUCCAGUCCUGUCAUGGUUAAGAUGAUAAAGGAGCACCAGGUGUCUGUGAAGAAGAAACCCUCUGUGAAGAGGCUGAAAAAGAAAGCAAAAACUGUUUCUGAAAACAAGAAAUCCUCUCCUGAAUCUGGAAUUGACAAAACUAGCCCUCAAGCCAAUGGCUGCUCCACGUUUCCCCCGGAGGACGAGAAACAGGAUCUUCAGGAUUGGAGGGAGAGUUCAGGAUCAGUUCACGCUAACGGCACGGAGUCGUCGGAAGAUACAGAAGUCCAAGGCGGGAGACUGGAGGGGGAGGCUCUUCAUCACUAUGCACAAAGAAGCCACCAACAGAACCGGGCGGUGUUGAUCAUGCAGAAAAAUCAGACACUGUGCUUCCGUGGGAAGUGCGUUUUGACCUGUUUGUAUGGUCGCGUUGAAGUGAUGGGGUUCACCAUCGACGAGGGUCAGAAGUCAUACCCCCUCUUCUCCCCUGCCUCCCACUGCCCGCUCACCAUCCGAGCGCUGGGACACGCCGAUUACAUCAGAGAUGACAAAACAGAGGCUUCCAACAUCCUUCAAGAUUAUCUUUCACAUGUGUCCAGGAAGAAGUUGGUAAAAAAGGUAACGCCGACCUCCUCCAUCAUCCUACUGGAUCCUCUGGAGUCUCCUCUGACACGUUUCCUGUCGAGCUUUAGUCAUCUUGGUGAACUGUUCAGCCCCGCCAUGAGUGAACUCAUGUCUGCGGUUCUUGACACGCCGCUGAACGGUCUGGGUGUGAUUCCUUUAGCCAGCUCCAUCGAGGGACUGAAAACAUCCAGGAGCUGCAGAGAAGCUCUUGGUGCUGUUGUGAAUGCCUGCAGAGGAGACUUCGAUGGCAGUGCGGUUAUUCUGGUGUGUGGGAUCAAAAAUGUUGGAAAAUCAACAUUUAUCCGGAUCCUCAUCAAUACGUUACUGAAUCAUACUUCCAGUGUGGAUUAUUUGGAAGGAGAUCUUGGUCAAACAGAAUUCACCCCGGCUGGUUGCUUGUCGUUGUUGACCGUCAAAGAACCACUUCUGGGUCCUCCAUUCACUCACCAAAUCACCCCAGACCACAUGAUCUACUACGGCCAGCCUUCAUGCGAGACAGACCUGGACCACUACCUGGAUUCUCUCAAGUCCUUAUGGCGCAGACGUCCACAGAACAGAGAAAUGCCCGUCAUCAUUAACACUGCAGGCUGGGUCAAAGGGUUUGGACUCCAGCUGUUGGUGGAUCUGAUCCGCUUCCUCCCAGUCACUCACGUCGUCCAGCUCAGUCACGGAAGCACCACCCAGUUUCCCUCCCUCACUCCGGAGUUUCUGAGGACGGCGCAGGGCUAUCAGACACACCCGCCCGCUCAGACCGCCCUGGACGAGUUCACAGAGAGCCACUGCCCUCCCAGAGCGUACACCCACCUCAGCGUGCAGUCAGAGUUCCUAAACGUGGGGCGCCAAGGGACAGCAACACACCAGCGUUCCAAUGAGCACAGAGAGCUGUCUCUGCUGGGCUACUUGAGUCAGCUACAGUCUCCUGACCCUGGACCAGUGAGACCCCUACAUACCCUCACCCCAUACCAGGUGCCUAACACAUCAGUGGCUUUGGGCGUUAUCCACUGUGAAGUCGCUCCCUCCCACAUGUUGUACGCUGCCAAUGCUAGUCUGGUGGGACUCUGCUGCUUGGCAGAAAAAAUCAUAAGCAAGGUCGGACCGGUCAUCCUGUCGCAAGCACCCCUAUGUCCAUGUGUGGGGUUUGGCGUAAUCCGAGGAAUCGACAUGGCGCGAGGUUUGUACUUCCUGCUGACUCCUGUAGAUCCCUCCAUCCUCAAAAAAGUCAACUGUCUCCUCUUGGGGGAGAUAUCGCUGCCUUCAUGCAUCCUAACUGCGCAGGCCGGCAUUGAAGGCGAGACGCCGUACGUCACGACAGACUACAGCUUCGACCUCACCGGUGCAGGAAAGAUCCGAGUCUUCAAGGGACUGAUGAGGCCAGGUCUGAAAGGAGUGCAGUGACCUGGCUGCACCGCCUUAGAUUUGUCCGCCUUUACAUUUCUCGACUUGUCUUGCGUCGGGGUGAUCGUCACCAAGCUGUGAAUGUCCAGAACUGAAGUCGUGUUUGCAGCACAGCCUUGACCCUACAGGAGGGGUUCACUGCAAUCUUCUUAGUGAACAUCAUCGAGGAAUUCAGACGCUCGGAUAACCGUUAUCAGCUGUUCGCUCUGGAAAGGAGCUAGAAGCUGCUGUUUAUCACAUGGACGUUGCUGUUUAACAUGAUACUUUCUUUUAGCUUUUGUUUGUCACAUUCCAAAACUUAAAAACCUGCCAGAUAAUAAACAAGGGGAGAAAAAACUA